This is a messenger RNA of Fusarium oxysporum Fo47, 363 nucleotides long. RefSeq lists its product as uncharacterized. The transcript has a single exon. The record is from RefSeq and is a predicted model, not a curated record. The coding region runs from base 1 to 363 and encodes 120 amino acids. Lineage: Eukaryota; Fungi; Ascomycota; Sordariomycetes; Hypocreales; Nectriaceae.
AUGGAGCAUCAACCCGCAGUCCAUUAUACAGUUGACCCUUCCACCAACCCAAGUUCAUGGCCACCGCCAGCUCCAGGAUUUGGUACCGUUAUCAACAGAGUCGAAGUUAUCUUUAUCAACAUCAACGGAGACUCCAACUUCUGCAUCCUUCGAACAGGCACCAACGAACAUGUUCAUCAUGCGGUAACCCAGGUGACGAAGCAUAUAGCGCGGGGCCUCUACCGAAUAAUCAGCAUGAAUGUCAGCGAAUAUUCAUGCGUGGUGGUCAUGUCUACUGAGAAGUCGAAAGAGGAGCUUCUGUUUAGGAAUGGCUUCCCGUGGGACAGGCCAAAUGAUCCUCAGCCAGAUGUUAUUUUGACGUAG